Messenger RNA from Charadrius vociferus (killdeer), 1110 nucleotides. RefSeq names its product chromosome unknown open reading frame, human C1orf210. The coding region runs from base 1 to 1110 and encodes 369 amino acids. The transcript is spliced from 4 exons. Lineage: Eukaryota; Metazoa; Chordata; Aves; Charadriiformes; Charadriidae. The record is from RefSeq and is a predicted model, not a curated record. Gene Ontology annotation, molecular function: protein binding.
AUGCCCUUGUGUCACGCAAGAGCUCCCCGGGGGCUCUGGGGGAGGAAGAGGAAGGCCCUCUGCAAGCUGACCCCAUGUGACAACUGCCCUGGAUGGGCUGACUGCAACGGGAAGAGCCUCCUGCAUGCUCCAAGUUCCCUUCCAAGCAACAUCACUGAUUUGGACCUCUCCUUCAACUCCUUGGUUGUGCCCCGUCAUGGGACUCUCUUGAUGGAUUUCCCUUCCCUGCGCUCCCUCAACCUCUCUAGCAAUGCCCUGCUGGUGCUGAGCCCAGCAGUCUUCUCCAACCUGGGGGCACUGCGUCUGCUGGACCUGAGCAGCUGCAGCAUCGCCUACCUCCACACGGACGCUUUCAAGGGCUUGGGCAACUUGCACACACUGCUCCUAAGAAACAACAGUCUGCAAGAGCUUGAGGUCCCUUUCUUCCUGCCGCUGAAGGCUCUUUUAUACCUGGACCUGCAGCACAACGCGCUGGUCUCUGUGGACACCUUGAGCUUGCAGCUGAUGGAGGCAGUCCCGCAGGUCCGGCUGGAAGGGAACCCCUGGGUCUGCGACUGCAGCGCGCGCUCUCUGCAGCAGUGGCUGCAGCGCAGGCAAGCUGUGCAGGUGACCUGUGCAUCGCCCCCGGAGCUUCGGGGCAGUGCGGUGGCAGCUCUGGAUUCCCAGGACCUGGGCUGCUGGAUGAAGCAGCGGUUUCCUCGGGGGGUCAGCACUGCGCAGCAGAUCACAGUGACCCUCAGCAACACCACCACACCGCCCGCUGGGAAGGGGGGAAGGAGCUGGCCGUACCUGGUGGGCUUCCUGGUGGCAGCAAUCGGUAUCUCCAUCCUGAUUGCGCUGGCUGCCAAGUGCAAGCUCUUCCACAAGAACUUCGCCAGCUACCGCCACCGGCCGCUGCCUGAAACCAGCUCAAUCGGAGGCAGCCCCAUGGAGGACAGCAGCAGCUGGGACAGGGACUCCUCAGGCCAGGGGGCCAGCAAGAACCACCCCAUGCCCGAUGCUGGCCACCUGCAAGCUGAGGAUGAUGAUGGCUUCAUCGAGGACAACUACAUCCAGCCAAGCGAGCAGCUGCCGGAGGAAGAGGAGCGGGAGCUGCACCUCUCCAUCUGA